GUUGAGUGCAUUGGUCUGAACCAAAAGCCUUUUCACCUGGUUGGAACGUCCAUGGGAGGAAUGAUUGCUGGUGUUUACGCAGCUCAGUAUCCAUCUGAGGUAUCCGGCUUGUCCCUCCUUUGCCCACUUGGGCUGCGAUAUCCGGACGAUAAUAAUAACGCCUUCAAGCGCCUGAGGGAGCAAUCGAUUAAGUCGCAUGAUGUCUUCAAACUUGGCUUAUAUCAUCCCAGCACAAAAAACAUGCAGCUGCUAAAGGGAUAUGUUGCCAACUGGAGACAACAGAAUGCUUUUUUGGUAAAAUGUUUUUUAGAUCUUUCCAACCCAAAGUCCAAGUACAGCCUUCAUGACAGUAUGAGCAAUAUUAGCGCUCUGACACAGGUCCUUUGGGGAAAGGAUGACCAGGUGGCUGACUCGUCUGGCGCAGAAAUUUUAGCCCACGCCAUUCCCAACUCCCAGGUGCAUAUGCUGGAGAGAUGUGGGCACAUCAUAGCAUUUGAGAGGCCCAGGAAAUCUGCAAAGCUCCUCUUGGAAUUCUACAAUUCAGUUUGCGACAAAGCGGAGAAUAAGAAGUUGGCAUAAACCUCACUCAGGAGUUAAGACGCUGAUGCGUUCCAAGCGACUUUCUACUCUGGAAGGGAAAAUAUGGAUCUGAUAUCCAGGAUGUCUGUGAUGGUUUCCUUCACUGGUCAUUAAAAAAGAGGCUGUUCGGUGUACAGUGGUACCUCGGGUUAAGAACUUAAUUCGUUCCAGAGGUCUGUUCUUAACCUGAAACUGUUCUUAACCUGAAGCACCACUUUAGCUAAUGGGGCCUCCCGCUGCCACCGCGCCGCUGGAACACAAUUUCUGUUCUCAUCCUGAAGCAAAGUUCUUAACCCGAGGUACUGUUUCUGGGUUAGCGGAGUCUGUAACCUAAAGCGUCUGUAACCUGAAGCGUAUGUAACCCAAGGUACCACUGUAAUUUGUUUAUUUACUUACCUUACUGUCAAGUCGUCUCCUUUACUUCUACAAAUUUUCAUACUGGUGAAAUGACCUACGGGCACAGAAUGCAAAAAAUAUUAAAAUUGUGGCAUUUUUUGUAGUAGGUGACUACUUUAAUCAUUGGAACAGAAGUGGGGAACCUGAAGACCAGGACACACUAUCUGGCGCAGCCUCAGACCAGAGCCCUCACUUGUCCUCCCUCCAUCAUGCCUUCUGUAGUGGUCAGGUGGGAUUACCAUGAGGAAUUAUGGAAUAUGGAGCAAGCCAUUGUGUCAGCAAUGAAAGCAUUGUGUUGACUGGGUUUGAUUCAUUGACAAUAAUUUCUGAUCAAAUCCCACAAGCCUCUGCAUCUCUGCCAUUUGCUUUCUCUACACCUGCCAGGCACGCAUAAGCAUUCUAAAACACAGGCCAGUUGCUUCAUCAGGCAUCCUCAGUACAUAAAGAAAGUAGGUUACUUUGAUGUAGUUUAAUCUUUAGAUAGAUCUUAAGGGCCAGGAAGAGAGUUAACAAGGAGAUGGUAAAUACUGCCAUCUUGCCUCUCCUGUUUAUGACCUCCGGGGUUUUGCUGAAUGCAUUCCUCCUUUUUAGUCCUGUUUUAUUUACCCCAGAACAUAUGCAUGCUCAAGUAGGAAAUAGUUUCUUUGUCGUUAAAAGAAUUUCUUCUGAUCUGACUUUGUCCCACAUGGCGGUUUUGAAAUGCUCAGAGGAAAUCUGAUUGGUUCUUACGAACACUGUGUAAAAAGUUCUUUUGUGAAUAAAACGACCUGGGCCAAGGGGUGGACAGAAUUAUUAUUAUUAUUGGCACCUCCUCCCAGAGUCUUGCUGGUCA
Podarcis raffonei (Aeolian wall lizard) is the source of this 1807-nucleotide messenger RNA. RefSeq names its product monoacylglycerol lipase ABHD6-like. The record is from RefSeq and is a predicted model, not a curated record. Lineage: Eukaryota; Metazoa; Chordata; Lepidosauria; Squamata; Lacertidae. The transcript is spliced from 5 exons. Bases 52 to 579 code for a protein of 175 amino acids.